This is a messenger RNA of Patella vulgata (common limpet), 759 nucleotides long. Its product is annotated as NADH dehydrogenase [ubiquinone] 1 beta subcomplex subunit 8, mitochondrial. The record is from RefSeq and is a predicted model, not a curated record. NCBI's taxonomy places the organism in Eukaryota, Metazoa, Mollusca, Gastropoda, Patellidae. Gene Ontology annotation, cellular component: mitochondrion. Bases 37 to 609 code for a protein of 190 amino acids. The transcript is spliced from 5 exons.
CAAGUGCAGAAAUCAGUAACCGUUGGCGGCUUCAAGAUGGCAACCUUGAGAACAAGUUGUAGGACAGUCGCUAAAUUAAAGCGAUAUUUAGUCCAAAGAACCAUAGGAACAUCCUCAGUAGUGUCAAAUUGGAAUAAAGAUUGGCAACCUGGUCCAUUUCCUAAAACACAAGAAGAAAGAAUUGCAGCUGCUAAGAAAUAUGGUUUACGUGUAGAAGACUAUGAAGUAUAUCCUGAUGAUGGUGUUGGUUAUGGAGAUUAUCCUAAACUACCAAUUGUCUCUGCAGAACACAGAGAUCCUUAUGAAGAUUGGGAUGAUCCAGGUACUAAAACAAACUACAAUGAAGUGCGCCAUGUAGAUUAUGAUCUUUAUUUGGAAUACAAACUAGAUCCCAAUAGAAAACGUCAAGUUAGCUUGAAUAUGCAGCUUUUACAAUUUUUGGGUGCAGUAUCAGCAAUAAUGCUUAUUUAUGUGUUAUGUGACCCCUACCCAUUCUUUCAACCUGUGUUACCUAAACAAUUUCCAUUUAAUGAUUUAUAUCUAGAGAAAGGGGGUGAUCCAAGCAAGGAACCAACAGUUAUACAUUAUACAUUUGAACCACCAGAAUGAACUAUUUACCGGUUAUAUAUAUUUAUCAGACAGUGAACUGUACAGUGUAUUGAAAUGGACAAAUAGUGCUUAUGCUUAAAGUGGAUAUUUCUUACAUGGAUUGGAUAAACUGUAGAAAAGAUAUUCAUUAAAUAAACUUUUAAAAACAAA